CUGCUCCAAAAAUAUAUUCUGCACAGAGUCUCUGACAACCUCGGACAGUUAUGAACGUGCAACCUGCUUCAAGUUCGGCCUCGCCUUCCACCUGGAGUGAGAUUUAUCAAGUUCCGGGCCGGACCUCUCGGGACAUCCUUCUGAGAGCAAGAGAACUAUGCCUUCAUGGGGAUAUCCAACAAUUCCGCGACCUCCUCGACUCGGCGCAAUCGUCGUCGGAGAACUUCCAUGUAGAUGACUUUGGUAUUAUCAUGGGGCAGGCUGUGGAACAAGACAACGUGGAUUUCAUGCGGGCGCUCGUGGAUCAUGGUUUCCCCACACAUUCUAUCUACGCACGGAGCGCAACUAGGUGGAGAUCUAAGAAUGCGCUCGCCUUUUUUAUUGAAAAAGAUUGGAUAUCAACGAGCCAAUGUGCGAGACUCAACCCCCCAUCCUCGGAAACCGAAGAGAUGGUAUCUUGGCUUUUGGAUCAUGGUGCCGAUCCCAAUAAGCGUACAUUCAUAGACGUUUCCCCGCUUCCGUGGGCUGUUGAAAGAGCCCCCAUUUCCACUAUCCGCCUAAUGUUGGAUUAUUGCCAGAAUAUCCAGCCAGGCCAGCUGCUUCAUCAUGCUGUUCAACGCGAUGCUGACACUAUUGAAGUGUUGGAAAUGUUAAUUCAAAAGGGAGCGCCUUUGAACACUCCUGUGCACGAGGACCUCCCAACCUUCUCGGUUUUGUGUUUUAUGUCACUAGGAACACCUCUGCACCGGGCAUCUGAGCUCGGAAGAGUGGAUGUGGUACGCUACCUCCUUAGCAAAGGAGCCGACCAGGAUGUGAGAGACAGUAGAGGACUUACAGCUAUUCAGCUGGCUGCUAGAUUGAAUCAGCAAGCAGUGGUUGAGGUGCUGCAGAGGCGUGAAAACGGCGGAAACCCCGUUUACCACCCCUAA
Molecule: messenger RNA, 929 nt
Organism: Aspergillus piperis CBS 112811
Lineage: Eukaryota; Fungi; Ascomycota; Eurotiomycetes; Eurotiales; Aspergillaceae
Product: ankyrin repeat domain-containing protein
Exons: 2
Coding region: 51-929 (292 amino acids)
Molecular function (GO): protein binding
Source: RefSeq, a predicted model, not a curated record